Molecule: messenger RNA, 3587 nt
Organism: Haliotis rubra (blacklip abalone)
Lineage: Eukaryota; Metazoa; Mollusca; Gastropoda; Lepetellida; Haliotidae
Product: CD109 antigen-like
Exons: 25
Coding region: 607-3114 (835 amino acids)
Cellular component (GO): extracellular region
Molecular function (GO): endopeptidase inhibitor activity
Source: RefSeq, a predicted model, not a curated record
UCCCUGCCUAUACUUAACCUCCGGAUACCGGAAACUGGGAUUGUCCCACUGGACCUUGAAAUACCGGACAAUACGACAGAUGUUAAAAUGAGGGCUUACUACCGGAAUAUCCACGCCUCAAAGUACGUGACGAAAAGUUACUCAGGGAGCGACACCUACAUUCAAGCAAGGCUUCGCACAUUACAGCUGAAAGCGGGUGACAACGGGGUGUUUGAAGUCAAGGCGACAUCUCCUCCUGGAAACGUAGCAUACCAGAUUAUGUCACGUGGGAUUGUGGUGAAGAGUGGAAUAAUAACUCCAAGCUCUCCCGGAGACACCACCCUCUCCCUCACCAUCCCCGUCCUCAACACGAUGUCUCCGACAUCACACUUCCCUCGUUAAUUACGUCACAGAAAGCGGGGAAUCGUGGCCGACUCCAUCAGCUUCAAUGUGGACGGAGUUUUCGCCAACCAUGUUGGUAUCGAGUACAGCGCGGACACUGCAAAGCCCCACACGGAAGUGUCAGUCGACGUCACAGCGGAUCCAGAAUCAACAGCCUUCCUCUUGGCCGUGGACCAAAGUGUCCUGCUGCUCAAAACCGGAAAUGACAUCUCUACAGAACAGGUGAUGAAGGAACUUAAGAAGUACGAUUAUAGCGCACCAAGCGAUGACUUCUUGAAAUGGCAUUUCCCGGUUCCAUCGUCGGGCACAAAUGCAAAAGAAAUUUUCCAGAGAGCUGGAAUCCUUGUCAUCACUGAUGCGCAACUGCCCAGUGGAGAACGUAUUGCGUAUGGUAGAAGUUAUGAUCAUUAUUCAUUUGGGUCUGGACCUCGGGGUGCACCAGCGCAGUUUGACAGUAGCCCUUCUCUUGCCCGUGCAAGCCCACGUAGAGUCACUGAAUCGGCGCAGGCCUCUCCCCUGAAGAAAGUAGAAAGAGUAAGAGAGAUCUUCCCGGAGACGUGGCUCUGGGUGAAUACCACAAUCGGACAGGACGGCCGGGCAUCGAUCCAGACCACUGUACCGGACACUAUUACAUCGUGGGUGGCCAGUGCUUUCGCCAUCAGCCCCCGCUCAGGACUCGGAGUAUCGCCAACCUCCGCUAAGCUCCGCGUGUUCCGGUCGUUCUUCGUCAGUCUGAACCUGCCGCAAUCCGUGGUGCGUGGGGAACAGGUGGUCGUUCAGGCCAGCGUCUUCAACUACCUGACCACAGUGCAAGAUGUAACCGUUACACUUAAGCCCAACAGCGGUUUCCAAAGUGUCGUUAUUGGUUCUGACGGUGAAGAAACAUUUAACUCUGACCUCCAACGCCAGAGGUAUCUUGUACGCCCUGGUGAAGCCAAGGCUGUGUACUUUCCAAUAACUGCCUCAGUCAUUGGUGAUGUCGACAUUGAGGUCUCCGCUCAGACCGGAACAGCAGCUGACGCCGUGAAGAGGCAACUAAGAGUAAAGGCAGAAGGAAUACGCAAAGAACUGAACACCCCCAUUCUCGUUGACCUGACAACAGAGGGUAGCUUCUCAACGCAGUUGAAUGUUUCCUCUCCAUCUGGACUUGUUUCGGGGUCAGAAAGAGUUCGUCUCACAGUCACUGGUGACCUGCUUGGCCCAAGCCUUGAUGGGAUGGAAAACCUCCUGUCCCUGCCUACUGGAUGUGGGGAACAGAACAUGUUGAAGUUUGCUCCCAAUAUCUACAUCGCCAACUACCUGAUGGCUACCAAGCAGAUGACAAGGGCAUUGGAGGAGAGGACCAAGUCCUUCCUGGAAGUUGGCUACCAGCGUCAGCUGUCCUACCAGAGAAAUGACGGGUCCUUCAGUACUUUUGGGGAGCGCGACGAGGCAGGAAGUGUAUGGCUCACCUCUUUCGUAGUGAAGUCGUUUUAUCAGGCUCGUCGAUACAUCUAUGUGGACAACUCUACCAUAGACAAAGCCUUGAGCUUUCUCGCAAGCAUGCAAAGGAGUGAUGGUUCUUUCGUCGAGCCGGGCAGACUUAUUGACAAACAGCUGCAGGGUACCAAAGGCUCCGGACCCAGUCUUACUGCGUACGUACUCAUUGCCCUGGUUGAGACCUCAGGACACAAUGGUUCACGGGUCAACAGCUCACGUCUCGACGACAUGCAACAGAAAGCUGUAGCGUAUCUGGAGAGGCAACCGUUCAAGCACCUAGCCCCAUACCCACUGGCUGUCAGCACCUACGCCUUGGCCAAAGCCGGGAACAGGUUAUUCGGGAGAGCCUUCUCUCAGCUCAAGAAAACGAUGAAUAACAAGGAUGGUUCAAAGUAUUGGGUUGUGGAUAAUGAUCCCGAUAAGAACAAGGGGGAAAGGAAAGCCACUCCUAUCGACAUAUUGACCACCUCCUACGGCCUGAUGGCCUUCGUCAGCCGCAGUAAGUUGAAAGCUGGAAUGGGCAUCAUGCGAUGGCUGGCAUCUCAGAGGAACCCAAGGGGUGGAUUCAAAUCCUCUCAGGAUACGACGGUGGCCCUCGAAGCUCUGACACUGUUCAUGGUCGACGCCAGACCCGACAACUACAACGUCAGGCUCAAACUCACAGCCGGUAAUGAAGUCAGGACAGUCACCGUCAACAACGAAAACGCCCUCGUACUACAGAGCAUCGAUCUAUCGUUCAUUCCAUCAGUGUUGAAGAUUUCCGCAGAAGGAAGUGGUUUCGCUGUUGUUGAGUUGGGCAUGUUUUACAACGUGGACUCUGUGGGCGAUGACAAUGACGUUUUCGACGUCAGCACGGUGCUCCUCGACGACACCAUCAACGGCUUUACUCUCAUGACGUGUUCCAAACAUCACCAGGAGGGAUCCAGUGGGAUGUGUGUUCAGACGAUCCAGGUUCCUUCCGGGUUCACGGCUGAUCUCACCAGCGCAGGCAACAUUGCGGGACUGAAACGCCUGGAGCAGACAGACGGUCAAGUCAUCGCCUACUUUGACUCGGUUGGGAAGACAUCCACGUGCAUAAAGCUGUCUUGCUCCAGGACGAGCAUGGUGGCUGGGAACAAACCUGUCUACAUUUCCAUGGUGGAUUAUUACAAGCCAAAUGAUAACACUGUGGUCUCCUACCAGCCGCGUAGACUGAAGACGUCGAAUUUCUGCCAGAUAUGUUCCCAGUGUGCCGGCUGUGGCCAAAAGUCCUAGACUACGUGACACAAGACGUGGAUACAUCGCACGUUUCUACACGCAGCUGAUGCCUGUUUCAAAUAUUGCAGUGGUACUGGAUGCUGAACUUCAUGUGCAUGUAUUGUUCCAUUAUGUGAAUAUAUCUCCCCAUAAAUCACCCUGCUGCAGUCGAUGCCGAGACCCAGUGGUACCAAGGUUCCAUCUGGGAGAUGAUCGCUAUGACACUCCGAUGUGGGUAUAUUAUGAAACGAAUUCCUGACUCUUGUACAGUAUUUCACACUGAAAUAUGACAGUGGUGAAAGGCUGUAUACAUAUUUCUUGCUGUCGAUUCUAUUACAAAUUUCAUUCCUAACACACUUGGUGUCCGUUCUUGAUUCUUCAUUCCUUUAGUCAAAUAUAUAACAAAGCCUUCCUCACAAUGGAAAACAGGCACAUAUGACUUGUACGUUCAAUAAAGUCUCAGGAAUGCUGCAUUUCCAUGGAAAAUCAUA